GGGCAGGCGAGCGAGCGUGAAUGGAUGACGACGAGGAGGAGCAGCUGGAGAAGGAGGAGGAGGUGGCCGAGACGGGGAUCGACUCCCAGUGCAUUUGCUCUUUGCUCCAUAUAAACAAGAUUUUCGAGGUAGGAAUAUCAGAGCAUCUGGCAAAUAAGUUGAAACAUAUGAGCAUUGAUUUGGUUGAAAAGGCAAAUUCUUCAAUUACAGCAGAGCUGGAUUAUGUAUCGAAUAUGGUGAUUGGUGUCAUUGACGUACAACGGAGUAAGGAAAAAGGCUAUGAAACAUUGGUGAAAGAAAAUUUAUGUGAUGAGUUGGAUGAACUGAGGAUGGUGUAUGAAGAAUUACCUGACUUUCUGGAGCAGGUUUCAGCUAAUGAAAAUGCCUCCUUCCCUUUCUCGCUUGAAUGCAGAAAAGCUCCGCUUAUUGUCUAUGUACACCAAAUAGGAUACUUGAUGUGUUUUUUUGAUGAGAAGAUAAGUGAGGCCUUGUUAAUAGGACUUCAAGAUUUUGAAUUUGCGUUUUCAGAAGAUCGGGAAGAGAGAAGGUUCUACUACCAUACUCAAAAGACAAGAGAGCUGGACAACCUUCUGGGAGAUAUUUAUCAUAAAAUUCUUGACAUGGAAAGAGCAAUCAUAAGGGAUCUAGUAUGCCGUGUUCUUCAGUUUCUACCUCAACUGACAAAAGCAGUGAACUUUGCAGCAGAACUUGAUUGUAUUUUAUCAUUGGCAAUUGUUGCGCGCCAAAACAAUUAUGUGAGACCCAUCUUAACUGAGGAUUCCAUACUUGAGAUACAGAAUGGAAGACAUGCUUUGCAGGAAAUGACAGUUGACACAUUUGUUCCAAAUGAUACGAAAAUCCGCAGUGCAGGAAGAAUAAACAUAAUAACUGGACCUAACUAUUCAGGGAAAAGCAUUUACAUUAAGCAGGUUGCAUUGGUGGUUUUUCUUGCUCAUAUCGGAAGCUUUGUUCCUGCUGAUUCUGCUGUUGUUGGAUUGACUGAUAGGAUAUUCUGUGCAAUGGGAAGCAAGUCAAUGACAACUGAGCAGUCAACAUUUAUGAUUGAUUUACAUCAAGUUGGAACAAUGCUCAGGCAUGCAACAUCGAGUUCACUGUGCUUGUUAGAUGAAUUCGGCAAGGUUACUCUAACAGAAGAUGGUAUUGGUUUGCUUGGAGGGACUAUCAGUCAUUUUGCAAAUUAUGAUUAUCCUCCAAAGGUCCUUUUGUCAACACAUCUGACGGAGAUUUUCACCGAAAAUUACUUACCACAGUCUGAACAUAUAAAAUGCUGUACCAUGAGUGUUCUGAAUCCUGAUGGACAGACAAGCAAUGAAGACAUCAUAUUCCUUUACAGACUUGUACCUGGACAGGCACUCUUGAGCUUUGGACUUCAUUGUGCACAGCUUGCUGGUGUCCCCGGUGAAGUUAUUCAAAGAGCUGCUAGUGUUCUGGAGGACAUCCAUUCCAAGAGACCUGUAAGGCGCAUGAUCGAUGAUAAUUUGGCGGCAAAGGACAAGCAAUACCAGGAUGCAAUGGCAAAAUUGUUGGCCUUCGAUCCGCGCAAAGGUGAUCUGAACCACUUCUUUGAGGACGUAUUUCCCCCUGAGGCGUAGAUUGGGCUGCGUUGGAGUUACAAGAGUGGCUGAAGUUCGGAACCAGCAGAAGGUUGUACAUAAGCCGUGAAAGAAAAUUGGAGUGCUGUUGGCUGCAAAUACUUACUCCACCUAUUGCAUGGUUACAGUUGUACAUAUGUUUUUUUGCUUCCCCAGCAUAUUCAAAUGAGCAAUCGAUUUUGACCAUCCA
Molecule: messenger RNA, 1803 nt
Organism: Triticum dicoccoides
Lineage: Eukaryota; Viridiplantae; Streptophyta; Magnoliopsida; Poales; Poaceae
Product: DNA mismatch repair protein MSH5-like
Exons: 22
Coding region: 21-1613 (530 amino acids)
Biological process (GO): chiasma assembly; mismatch repair
Cellular component (GO): nucleus
Molecular function (GO): ATP binding; mismatched DNA binding; ATP-dependent DNA damage sensor activity
Source: RefSeq, a predicted model, not a curated record